AUGCAAGUCAAUCAACCGGCCGGCACCCGAAAUGGAAUCUUGAAAGACCUGCGGGCUGUGGCGAGCCUUACCUUCUUAUUGGGUCUCACCUGGUCUGUGGCUUUUCUCGCUUGGGGUCCUGUUAAAGUGUUCCUCCUCUACCUGUUCUCCAUACUGAACAGUCUUCAAGGUUUCUUUAUUUUUGUGUUCCAUUGUCUCAUGAAGGAAAACGUACGCAAGCAAUGGAGAAUACAUUUAUGUUGUGGAGCUUUCAAGCUGCAGGAAUACUCUGAAUGGAGCCAAACUGCAACUGUGGUUCCCAAACACAAACCCAAUCCACCAAAUAUGUUUCCUUUCAUGGCAUCUGUGAGAUCCAUCAAGUCUAAUUCAACUCAGAGCUCAACGGUUUCCUUAGAGUCCAGUCAACAUCAAAUGACUAUCACAAGACCCGACCUUGGAUUUGUAUAUGAAAACAGUUUGGUAAUACCAAGAGCCAGAACAGGAUAGAUGGUUCUUCCAUAUGAUACAUCUCCUGCCACAGCAAGUGGGCUUGAGUUUCCUUCAAGGCCAUGGAAGAAUGGAUUUGACACAGAUAUCUACCCAACAUAACUUGACUGUUUUUGUUUGUUGCUCUGUACUGAA
This is a messenger RNA of Sinocyclocheilus grahami, 621 nucleotides long. RefSeq names its product G-protein coupled receptor 126-like. The transcript is spliced from 4 exons. Bases 1 to 486 code for a protein of 161 amino acids. NCBI's taxonomy places the organism in Eukaryota, Metazoa, Chordata, Actinopteri, Cypriniformes, Cyprinidae. Gene Ontology annotation, molecular function: G protein-coupled receptor activity. The record is from RefSeq and is a predicted model, not a curated record. Gene Ontology annotation, cellular component: plasma membrane. Gene Ontology annotation, biological process: adenylate cyclase-activating G protein-coupled receptor signaling pathway.